Messenger RNA from Amorphotheca resinae ATCC 22711, 946 nucleotides. RefSeq lists its product as hypothetical. Lineage: Eukaryota; Fungi; Ascomycota; Leotiomycetes; Helotiales; Amorphothecaceae. The transcript is spliced from 2 exons. The record is from RefSeq and is a predicted model, not a curated record. Bases 247 to 873 code for a protein of 208 amino acids.
CUAUCGAUACUAGGUGGACUCGCGACGAAGAGCUUUGUUCACAGUCUCCUCUAUCAAAUCUUUGCGAAGGGUGGAAGACGCUUCGACACUCGAUCUUAUACCCGCUGCAUCUGGGCGGCCUUGCCAAGAACUCCAGAAUUUGGCUUCCUCACCCUCUCUGGAGCUGUGUCCUUCUAUCUCGAACUUGUAGCACUGGAGAUUCAUGAUCUUUUGGGAACCUGAUUCUGGGAUCAACACCGGAAUUCGAUGCUGUUUUCUAUCCUUGAACCACAUGGGUAUCGCAGCGUCCGACCAGCGUCAAUAUACGGAUCCAUAAGAGCGGUUGGACAUUGCUACAGAAUGGAUUAUCUAACCGCACUUCUGCUACCCACUUUAUAUUCGAACCCAGACUGUGUUACAGAGGAGAUAUACCAGUUAAGAUGGCCAGGGAAGCAGAACUUUAUCCACAUGAGAGCUUCAGCGCUUGACAGAAGUCUGCUAUGCAGCGCAGCCUUGCAGCAGCCCCUUGCCACCAGCCAUUAUGAGUGGAGAAGAAAGCACCAUUCUAGGAAAUCUAAGAAGAGGUGUGAAGCUGUUUCAUUUGUGGUCCUGUUUGACCUCUUCAAGACGGGCUCUCCUGCUUUGCAUACAUUCGCCACGUCUCAAUAUGGAUCCUUGCCAAAAAUAAGUGUUUCUACUGGAAUAAGUAACUGUCCUCUCUCCCUUGUGUAUAUCUCAGGUUUUGUUUCUGUGCUGCUCUUCCCCUGGCUGUGUUUUGUCCUGAGUCUUAUGCUGAUUGCCUCGAGUGAUGCGUUUAAGCAAAUGUUUGAGACUUGUCGGCGGAGGCUCCAAUUGAGUGAUUCAACCUUCAGACAGCCAUUCACGAAGACGUGAGUGCUCCCAUGCUUAGCUUUUGGCCAUUAAUGGAUUCGUGAUCGUUAGAUCUCCUCGUAUCUUAUUGUCAUAC